AUGUCUGAUUUUCAAGAAUCAUUGGACGCGCUAUGUGCCGCUAUUCCAAGAUUAGGGGACAUUCUUAUGGAAAUUGGGUUUGACAAAUGGUCAAGAGCACAUUGUCCUGGCAAAAGAUAUCAUUACAUGACGUCUAACAGUGCUGAAUCUAUGAACUCUUUAUCAAAACAUCCCCAGAAAACGCCAAUAACCCAACUUAUAGAUUUUUUUCGACAGUCUGUCAAAAAAUGGUUCUAUGGUCGCCGAAACGAGGGAAUUCAAGGUAAACACUUGCUUACAGAGUGGACUCAUAAAAGAAUUCAAGCCAAAGUUGAUAAUUCUCAUUCGUGGAUGGUUGCUGGAAUUGGUUUGAACAGUUUUAACGUUGAAGACGGUAGAAAGAGAGGUUUAGUUGACUUCUCUAAUGGAACAUGCAGUUGUCGGGUUUUGCAAGUUUCUGGGUUACCUUGCGGGCACGUUAUUGCAGUAUCUAGAUUUUUAGGUGAACCCGAUUGUGGUCAUUAUGCGAUGUCAUGUUACAGUAACGAAGUUUAUAAAUCCACGUAUGAAGAACAGAUAAAUUCAAUCCCUCAUAAAUCAGACUGUGAAGUACCCGAUGGCUUGGUCGAUAUGCAACCACCGCAUAUUACAAAACGACAAGCUGGCCGUCCUAAGAAAAUAAACGAAUCCUAUCGCAAGGAGAGGAACCCACUCCCACAUACUGCGGUAAGUGCAGAACGUAUGGGCAUUCUCAUGCUAGUUGUUUAG
Helianthus annuus (common sunflower) is the source of this 747-nucleotide messenger RNA. RefSeq lists its product as uncharacterized. Gene Ontology annotation, molecular function: zinc ion binding. Bases 1 to 747 code for a protein of 248 amino acids. NCBI's taxonomy places the organism in Eukaryota, Viridiplantae, Streptophyta, Magnoliopsida, Asterales, Asteraceae. The record is from RefSeq and is a predicted model, not a curated record. The transcript has a single exon.